AGUAUAAUAGAGAUAGAUAGAGAUGUACGCAACAAAAAAAAAACCUCUCCCAACUCUGCGACGCCGUUUCCCUCAGCCCUGUUUCUGACCUAACCUCUCCCAACUCGGUUUUUCUUUUCGGAAUGGAGAACGAUGAUGAAUUCUACCGUCGAAAGCCAAGAGAGAAACGAAGAGAGUAUGAAGAUGAUGACGAGUAUUCAGGUAGAAAGCGAAGAAAAUACAGUGAUUUAUCGAAGAAACAGGACUUCAUAAUUUUCGUUCCUGCUCUAAAUUCGAUGAAUGUUGAUGAUAAUUUGAAAGAAAAAGAUAAGAAUUUUGGUUGCGAUAAAUCUGAUGAGAAUGAUAAUUGUGAUGAUGAUGAUUUUUUGCCUACUGAGUUUGGGAAGAAGAUUAAGGAGGGAGCAAUGAGGAGGGAGAAGGAGAGAUUGGAGGCGCAGAAGCAGAAGGCUGCUGGUCUAGGUCAGGGGGUAUCUCUGGAUUUUGGGGCUUUUGAGAAUCAUACAAAAGCAAUUGGAAGUAAGCUGCUGGCGAAGAUGGGUUAUAAAUUUGGUGGUGGUCUUGGGACGAAUCAGCAGGGUAUAUUGAAUCCUAUUGAGUCUAUGAAACCUGAUAUUUUGAAUGGAUCUGAUGAAUCGAAGAAGACUACAACGCCGUUGCCUACUUUGCAGACGGAAAAGAAGAAUGCACCGGUAGGAGAUGUGCAGCCUACAGAUGCAAGUUUGUGGUUAAAGCAGUGGAAGAAGAAGAAGAAGAAAAAAGAAGAAGAGUAUGUAACUGCUGAAGAUUUGUUGGCAAGCAAACAAGAAGAAGAUUCAGAGGUUGUUCAGAAAAUUUAUGAUAUGCGGGGCCCACAGGUACGCGUGUAUACAAAUUUGUCUGAUUUGAAUGCUGAGGAGAAAGCAAAGGAAGAGUUUGUCCCAAUGCCUGAGCUUCAGCAUAACGUAGCACUAUUAGUUCGGUUGGCUGAGGCUGACAUCCAAAAGAUAGAUAGUGAUUUGAGGAAAGAGAGGGAUAUAGCACUUAGCUUGAAAAAAGAAAAAGAGAACUUGGAAGCUGAGGCAUCAUUUCAAAAGAAUCAGCUGGAUAAUUAUGAGAAAAUAAUGAAUGUGCUGGACCGAGUUGGAGAAGAGAACACCAUAGGAACAUUAACACUGGACUCCCUUGCUCAAUGCUCUAGUGACAUGCACAAAAGAUAUCCUGAGGACUAUAAGUUGUGUAACUUGUCAUGCAUUGCUUGUUCAUAUGCUCUACCUUUGUUUAUCAGAGUGUUCCAAGGAUGGGAUCCUCUUCGAAAUCCUUCUCAUGGUUUGAAGUUGGUAUCACAGUGGAAGGAAUUGCUUCAAGGUGAUGAUUGUUUUGAUAUUUGGAACACGUCGUCACCUUAUACUCACUUGGUUUCAGAGGUUGUAUUACCAGCUGUUAGAAUAUCUGGUAUCAAUACCUGGCAUGCAAGGGAUCCUGAGCCGAUGCUAAGGUUUUUGGAGUCAUGGGAAAAAUUACUUCCUUCUUCAGUUCUUGCUACUAUAUUAGACACCAUAGUCAUGCCAAAACUAUCAAGUGCAGUUGGUACUUGGGAACCACAUCAUGAGACCAUUCCUAUCCACACAUGGGUGCAUCCAUGGCUACCCAUGCUAGGGCACAAAUUGGAGGGUAUCUACCAGACGAUUCGUUUCAAAUUGAGUACUGUUCUUGAUGCGUGGCAUCCGAGUGAUGGUUCUGCAUAUGCCAUAUUGUCCCCUUGGAAGACUGUAUUUGAUUCUGAUAGUUGGCAACAACUUAUGCACCGUUAUAUUGUACCAAAGCUGAAGGCUGUAUUUGUAUCGGAUGACUUUCAAGUGAACCCGGCAAGUCAGAAACUUGAUCAGUUUUAUUGGGUAAUGAACUGGGCUUCAGUUAUCCCAGUUCAUCUGAUGGUUGACACGAUGGAUAUCUUCUUUACCAAGUGGCUUACAGUUUUGUAUCGUUGGUUGUGCUCAAAUCCUAACUUUAAUGAAGUUUUGAGAUGGUUUUUGGGCUGGAAAGAACUUAUUCCAAAAGAACUUUUGGCAAAUGAACUUAUUCGAUGCAAGCUCAAUUGCGGUCUUGUUAUGAUGAACCAGGCUGCUGAAGGCAUGGAGGUUGUGCAACCUGGUUUGAAGGAGAAGAUAAGCUAUUAUACCAGGGUAAGUGAGCAGAGGAAAUUUGAGACUCAUCAAAAAGCAGAAGCCUAUAUCAGUGCAGAUGGUGCGAAUGAAAUGAGCAUGAAAGAAAUCAUUGAAGCCUAUGCUCGGGAUCAUGGUUUACUGUUCAAACUUAAACCUGGUAGAAUGCAUAAUGGCCAUCAAAUAUAUGGGUUUGGCAAUGUCAGCAUAAUAAUUGAUUCUCUAAAUCAAAAGGUCUAUGCCCAAAAUGAGGAGAGAUGGUCUUUAGAAACUCUUGGGCGAUUGCUAGAGUUACAUAAUAGAUCUCUUAGUAAAAGACGCUGAAUUCUGUGUUGGUUAUGUGAAGUAACAUCUCAAUUCUCAGGUACUCUAUUUCUUUAGAGUUUUUUUUGUAUGACUUAUUUUCUCUUGAUUUGUUGGCUAAGGAUAUUGUAGUUUUCCUAUGUUUUGUCUCAAUAUCCAAAACAUUGUGAAAUUAUAUUCAGAUAAUACACUCCAUAUAUGAGCUUAUAGUAAUGAAGAUAUUAUAUAGGCUGCUAUGGAGUCAACAUCAAGACUAUGUAUCUAAUCUAAUUAUAAAUAAUAAUAAAUCGAGAUUUAAAUAUGCAAAUCAUCCAUCUAAAUAUCAUCAGAGACAUUUAGAAAAUUUUAUUCUGUAAACUAUCAUCCAUAAGUAUAUGUUUGAUAUAUGGGUCCAAUUCGUGUCAAAGUUUUUAAAGUAUCAUGAAGAUGAUUCACCGGGUUAUUCAUUUGCAUUUGAUUUGCAUAAACUGGUAGGGAUGAAUCGAAUACAACAUUUUGAAAAAUUUAUAUGAAGUCACCAUCAUUGUCGUCAUCAUCUUCAUCUUCUUGUUCUUGAUCUCCUACACAAGAUCUAACCAUUUUUAGGUUCAAAUUAUGAUAUAUUUAUGGUUAAAUUAAUGGCAAGAAGAUAAUUAUUCACUUUAUAAAGUGAGAGAUAAUGACUACAAUACAUAAGUAUCAUUACCAUCCUUAUUUUAUUUAUAUAUUUGAACAUUGACAUGAUACAUGUUUGAAUGCAUGCAAAUUAAAUGUCAAGAGGGUAGAAAAUUAUUCCAUAAAUUCAACGUAAGUGUUUUGACCUUUUUAAUUUAUGAGUAUACAGUUAAUUUCAUAAGUGUUAAAUUUCCUUAUGCUAGCAUAAUUUCGAUAAGCAAGUCAUUAGUCUCAAGUGGUUAAUGACCUUCACCAAAAAGGACGAAUUUCGGGAGAACUCAGGUUCAAUUCCUGGGUGGAACAAUUUUUUAGCCGGACUUUACUUACCUCGCGGCCGAACUCUGGACUAUUAGGAACUCUUUUCCCUAGGAACUAGAGGGUUAUAAACCAAAAAAAACCCAAAUCGUUAUUUUUAUGUAAAUGUCAAGAAAUUUGUCUGUAUGAAAA
Messenger RNA from Trifolium pratense (red clover), 3545 nucleotides. Its product is annotated as septin and tuftelin-interacting protein 1 homolog 1-like. Gene Ontology annotation, biological process: spliceosomal complex disassembly. The transcript has a single exon. Gene Ontology annotation, molecular function: nucleic acid binding. The record is from RefSeq and is a predicted model, not a curated record. Gene Ontology annotation, cellular component: U2-type post-mRNA release spliceosomal complex. The coding region runs from base 123 to 2465 and encodes 780 amino acids. Lineage: Eukaryota; Viridiplantae; Streptophyta; Magnoliopsida; Fabales; Fabaceae.